Messenger RNA from Populus nigra (black poplar), 2409 nucleotides. Its product is annotated as sodium/calcium exchanger NCL2-like. NCBI's taxonomy places the organism in Eukaryota, Viridiplantae, Streptophyta, Magnoliopsida, Malpighiales, Salicaceae. Gene Ontology annotation, molecular function: calcium ion binding; calcium:proton antiporter activity. The transcript is spliced from 8 exons. Bases 561 to 2225 code for a protein of 554 amino acids. The record is from RefSeq and is a predicted model, not a curated record. Gene Ontology annotation, biological process: calcium ion transmembrane transport; intracellular calcium ion homeostasis. Gene Ontology annotation, cellular component: membrane.
UUUGGUUGCCCGGAAAUUUUGGUAUGGGCCUGAUUCGCCAAUUUCCUUUCAGCAGAUGGAAUCAUCCCAUUCUGAAGAAUAUCAAAAUCGAUUUAGGAAUAUUGUUCUGAAAACUAUCGGACGAGACGUUCGCGCAGAGCAGAGUUUCCGGGCAACCAAACUCAGGGAAAAGCAGAUAACAGAGUUUCCUGUCAGCAGAUGGAAUCAUCCCAAAGGAAUAUGGUUGUUCCAAAGCGUAUGCUAAAAAUUCAAGCACAAUUUCACUGGGAUUUACGGAAGAGCAGCAGAGUUUGAUGGCUCCUAAACGGACUUGGUUGACCUCCAUUAUCCUAGUACAAACUCUCCAUGAUAUUGCAAUAGCUAUAAAUAUCCCCUUGUUCUUAGUGUAAUAUAUUUCUGGUUCCCAGGCCUCGAACUUCAGACAGGGAUAUAGAGCAAUUAUAAUUCAGUAAAAAAGAAGACAGAAAAAGGGUGUCUGUUUGACACUCUCUCAGGUUCAUCUCUCUCGAACUCAGAUUUCCAACCAUUCUGGAGUAAAGGAGCUGAUCAGUUGAAUAAAAAUGAACAUAGCAGCACUCAUACUUCUGCCAGUCCUUCUAACCAUCCAGUUUGCGAGCAGCCGCUCCAUUAGAAAUGAAUUCUCCGAUCUAAUAUCUGAUGGCUUGGAUCAAAAAGGUCAAAACAACUUCUUACAACUAAACAAUCUGGGGACAACUGUGACUUGCGAGCCGAUUUAUGGCUUCAUGCCUUGCACCACAAAGGUUUGGGGCAACCUCUUCCUCUUGGUGGUUUACGAGUACUUGCUGUCCCUCGCAGAUAAAUACAUUUCUAGUGGAUCCAAUCUUUUCUUUCAAAUGUUCGGAACUGGUGUAUUUGGUGGUAGUGUGUUCUAUGUGGUUGGUAAAUUCCCACAAAUUGUAUUGGUUCUUGUGACCUUGCUCUCAGCCAGUGAAAAUGUUGUCGGAUCAGCAGUAUCGAUGUCAAUGGGGUUUCUUGCAGGCUCAACGAUGAUGAGCCUAACAAUAAUCUGGGGUUCUGUUAUUGCUUUCGGAAGCUAUGAUCUUCAACAGACUAAUUCCUCAAACUUGGAAAACAAAACGCCGUGCCUUUCCAAUGGUUAUGGUGUUAAAACUGACAUUGUUACCAAGUAUACUGCAAGAAUCAUACUUCUGUCAAUGAUCCCAUAUUUAAUACUUGAACUGUCGAAAGUUUUCAAUUCUUCUUCAGCAACACGAGCAGGAGUCCUGAUUGCUCUUAUUGUUACAGUUAUUUUACUGGUGACUUACUGCACCUUCCAGGUAUUCCAGCCAUGGAUUCAGGAUAGAACACUCGAGUAUUUGAUUCUGUCAUAUGUGAAGAAGAACCUACUACAAUCUCUAUGCAAUCCUUAUGGGAGGCCCAUUGAAUUCAAGAUAAGACAGUUGUUUCACAAGAUUGAUCUGAAUAAAAAUGGUCAAAUAUCAGAAGAUGAAGUGAGAGCAUUUUUAGUGGGAAUAGAAGCAGGAGUGGUUGGCUUGAUUGGAGACCAUUGUGUAUCAAAAGUGAUGGCAGAGUUUGACUUCUCUGGAGAUCAUGGUAUAAGCAAGGAAGAAUUUAUUCGAGGGAUAUCGAAAUGGCUUGAUGAGGCUAAUGGCGUUGAAAACAACGGAAACCAGACAGAAUUGUUCAAUAGUAAUUUACCGGGAAGUAGAGAAGAACAGCAGAUAUGGGAGGCUGAACAACAGGAUUCUAAGAAUUCCGAUGAAUUGAAUUACAGUAAGGCCACUUACUUCAUCCUUCUGGGAACUGCUAUUGCAGUUCUUCUGGCAAAACCCUUAACCAAAACACUCCAAGAACUUGCGACAGCUAUAAAGGUCCCCUCUUUCUUGGUGUCGUAUUUUUUGGUACCCUUCGCUUUGAACUUCAGACAAGGAUAUAAAUCAAUUAUUUCUGUCAGUGAUAAGAAAGAGAAGUCCGUGUCUUUGACACUCUCUCAGAUCUAUUGUGGGGUAUUCAUGAACAACGUUCUGGGUUUGACGUCAUUCUUGACUAUUGUUUAUAUACGAGAUGUGGAAUGGGAUAUCACAGCUGAAAUUCUGGUUGUUCUAGUAAUUUGCAGUGGAAUCGGUCUAUCCUCCAGCUUCUCCUCCAAAUUCCCAUUCUGGACAUGUCUUGUAGCUUAUGCUCUUUAUCCGAUAUCUCUGGGCUUUCUUUACGUUCUCACCAUUUCUCUCGGAUGGGGUUAAAACCUGUUCACACCAAUUGUUUAUGCUGAUACUUUUCAUAAGGCGUGAUUGCAAGGGGACAAUAAACUGGAUGGAAACUCAAUCACUCCUAUGAGUGAGUGUUUCACAGACUUGAUAGAUCGAAAUUUAUUGUGCUAAUGUGUCUUGUCCAUAUAAAAUUAUUUCAUUUACCUUUGUGGUUUUA